AUGUCCUACGGUCCUCCUCAAGGCGGCGGCUACUACCAACAAGGUCCACCCCAAGGUUACUACCAACAGGGCCCUCCUCCCCCACAGGGAGGCUACUAUCAACAACAGCAGCCGAUGUAUGUUCAACAACAACCUCAAAGCGGUGGAGGUGGAUGCUGCGCUACAUGCUGUGGCUGUCUUGCGGCCAUCAUCUGCUGCUGCUGUGCUGAGGAGUGCUUGGCUUGUGUCACUUAA
Messenger RNA from Candidozyma auris, 234 nucleotides. RefSeq lists its product as uncharacterized. The transcript is spliced from 2 exons. The record is from RefSeq and is a predicted model, not a curated record. Lineage: Eukaryota; Fungi; Ascomycota; Pichiomycetes; Serinales; Metschnikowiaceae. The coding region runs from base 1 to 234 and encodes 77 amino acids.